UGAAUGUCUAAAAAUAAUAAUCAACAAAAACAAUUUGAUGAUACUAGUCAAAAAAAUAAUGAUGAUAAUGUUGAUCAACAAACAUUGAAUGAUUUUUCGAAACAAAAAUCAUCGAAAAUUAUUUUCAGUAAAAGUGGUAAAAGUAGAUCUGAAGACGACCAAUCAAUAUCAUCACCAACAUCAACGACAAUGAUGACGGCUACAACCGAUUUAACAAUGAAAAAUGAUAUGAAUUGUAAAUCGGAUGAUCAAUUAUCAUCAUCCGGUUCCUCAUCAUCUUCAUCGUCUUCAUCAUCAUCAGCAAUUAUAGCCGAUGUUUGUAGUACAUCAUCAUCAUCACCAUCAACAUCAUCCGGUUGUUUAUUAGUGGAGAAUUGUCAAAUCGAAACAAAUAGCUAUCAUGAUUGUCAAUCACCAACAAUGAUGAUGAUGAACCAUCAUAAUAAUUAUAACAAUAAUAAUAAUAAUUGUCAACGAACAAUGAAUACGAAUGAACUCAAUAAUAAUAAUAACAAUAAUAAUAAUGAACCGAUUCAAAUGAAAAAUUCAUCAAAUGAAUGGAUCAAAUUAAAUGUUGGUGGUACUUAUUUUCAAACAACCCGUACUACAUUAUGUAGUGAUCGUAAUUCAUUUUUUUAUCGUCUUUGUCAACCGAAUAGUACGAAUAGUUUAGCAUCGGAAAAGGAUGAAAAUGGAGCUUACUUAAUCGAUCGUGAUCCAUCAUAUUUUGCACCGAUAUUAAAUUUUCUACGUCAUGGUAAACUUAUCCUGAAUAAAGACCUCAAUGAAGAAGGUGUAUUAGAAGAAGCUGAAUUUUAUAAUAUAACAUCAUUGAUAAAAUUAUUACAACAACGUAAUCUUGAUCGUAUGAUGAAUCGUAAUCCUAGUCCUGAUUCAUCAAAAAAUCAAAAUGUUUAUCGUUUAUUACAUUGUCGUGAAAGUGAAUUAUCAUUGGCUAUCUCUACAUUAUCGGAUGGUUGGAAAUUUGAACAAUUAUUACCAAAUUUUCCAAAUUGGACAACCGAUUAUUUUGUUGUCGUAUCACGUGAAUAUCCAAUCAAAAGAUAGAUUCGAUUCGAAUCUGUUUUGUUUUUUUGUUAGUCAAACAAAAUUGGAUCAUAUUGUCGUUAUGAUGUUAUGUAACUAACCUAAUCUAUUUAUGAUUAUUAAUCAAUGAUGAAAUUUAUCUCUUUCUCUAUAUAUACGAUAU
Dermatophagoides pteronyssinus (European house dust mite) is the source of this 1210-nucleotide messenger RNA. RefSeq lists its product as uncharacterized. Gene Ontology annotation, biological process: protein homooligomerization; proteasome-mediated ubiquitin-dependent protein catabolic process. Gene Ontology annotation, molecular function: cullin family protein binding. Gene Ontology annotation, cellular component: Cul3-RING ubiquitin ligase complex; cytoplasm. Lineage: Eukaryota; Metazoa; Arthropoda; Arachnida; Sarcoptiformes; Pyroglyphidae. The record is from RefSeq and is a predicted model, not a curated record.